AAGACUUGUGCUGGGCCCAAUGGCCCGGGGUCAUCGUCUGUCAGCCAGGUGCCCAGCCCCUGGAACACUGAAGAUCAGGCCCUUCCUGGCACCCUGGUCUCCUGCACUGAGCUGUGUGAGCUCUUCCACAUGGAGGACCCCUGGCAUUGACUGGCAUAGGGUUCAGUGGUGGAGAGAGCAUCAGGUGCCCCACGUCUGUGAUGGGCCAGUAUUCCACAUGGAUCUCAUCACAUGGGUCCAUGGAAGGCGAGCAUCCCUGAGCUGGCACACCACACCUUCUGCCGGCGUGGAGGGUGAACUCUUUCACCCAGGAGGACCCCUGGCCUUGAGCGGCACAGAUGGUGAGCACAGAGGAAGAAUUGCAUUGGGCCCUUUGGCCCCGGACCAGUGUCUGUCAGCCACGUGCUCAGCCUCCCGUGCGCUAAAGCUCAGGUCCUUGCUGUCAUCCUGGUCUCCUGCACUGAGGUGUGCUGAGCCCAUCCAGGUCCCUCUGGAUGUAUGGUGUCUGUGGAGGAAGACUUGCCUUUGGGUUGCUGGCCCCAGGCCAGUGGUUGUCAUCCAGGUGCCCAGCCUUGGUGCACUGAAGCUCAGGUCCUUCCUGGUGCCCUGGUCGCCUGCACUGAGCUGUGGUGAGCACAUCUGUGUGCGGGCCACGGUAUUUUGGACUGGAGACCUGGAGGCCCUGAAUGGCAUCUCAGGGAUGACCAACCCUCUCUCUGUGCUCGUCCUUGAGGCAGCCCAGGCUCCCUGUGCAGGCUUGGUGUCAGCCCUCCAGUUCCCCGGGGGCAUCACAUGUUGGAGGCUCCUUCCUGAGCCCCCGUUCUUCCCUGUGUCUUUCAGUGAACUCUUCUGCCCAGGCGAGCCCCUGGCCUUGAGCAGGAUAGGAGCAGCCCGGGGGUUCUUGCCUGAGCGCAUUGACCCACCUGCCCUGUCCUUCCAGGGUUCGAUGGUGAGCCCCGAGGAAGAAUUGCUUUGGGCCUCCUGGCCCCGGGCCAGUGUCCGUCAGCCAGGUGCCCAGCCCCUGGUGCACUGA
This is a messenger RNA of Pongo pygmaeus (Bornean orangutan), 1033 nucleotides long. RefSeq lists its product as uncharacterized. NCBI's taxonomy places the organism in Eukaryota, Metazoa, Chordata, Mammalia, Primates, Hominidae. The transcript has 9 exons. The record is from RefSeq and is a predicted model, not a curated record. The coding region runs from base 20 to 1033 and encodes 337 amino acids.